UCUGGAAAUUUCCAAGGUAAAAUUGUGCUAGAGUAGUGUGCACAUAUGUUGGAUGACACAUUAACUCAUAUGUAAAACGUAAAGGGGGCCCAAGGAAGGACAAAUGCAGAGAUGCUUGCAUACAAAUUUUCUAUGGAACAAUAAUAAUCUGGACCUACCUUGAAUAUUGAAAAUACAAGUCAAUGGUCCAUUCUGCUUGGACAGUUGGCUAGUCUUUGUCACAUGUGUCACCCAUGAACUCAUCACAGUCAAUGGUUGAGCCAUCGCUGGAGACUUUUAUAUUUCGGGAAGUCUCUAUAAGGAUUUGGCAGACAGAGGCAAGUUAAUUUGUCCUGAGAGAUAGACCAGGAGCAGCUUCUCUUAUCGAUCCCUCCCGGCCAUGGAGGUUGCAAUAUCUGCAGUUGCAGGUGAACUUGUCAGCCGGUUCAUCUCUUUCCUGAUGAACAAGUACAAUUCCUCCUUGAGCCAUGCACAGUCAGAGGAGGAGGGGAAAGUAGUGGAGAGAUUGCAGCAUCUCCUGAUGAGAGCUGGCACUAUAGUCGAGGAGGCAGACGCGCGAUACAUAACCAACUCCAGGAUGAUGAUGCAGCUCAAGAUACUCUCGGAGGCCAUGUACGCAGGAUACCGCGUGCUGGACACCUUGAGGUAUCGAACCCUCCAAGAAGGUACAAGGUUCGAUGAGGUGCACGAGGCUAGUUGAGAGGAAUAUCUCCAUGUUUGGUGAGCAUCCAAAACUAUGUCUUGACUCUUGAGAGACGUCUACUCUACAAAUAGAUCAGAGGGAUUUUGUUUUGCGCUUGGCUUCAUUACUGAAGUUCAUAUGUAAUAGUCCAAACAAUGGCCU
Messenger RNA from Brachypodium distachyon (stiff brome), 844 nucleotides. RefSeq lists its product as uncharacterized. Lineage: Eukaryota; Viridiplantae; Streptophyta; Magnoliopsida; Poales; Poaceae. The coding region runs from base 380 to 700 and encodes 106 amino acids. The transcript is spliced from 2 exons. The record is from RefSeq and is a predicted model, not a curated record.